AUGGCUAUCAAUGAUGACCGGCCUCCCUUGGGCUUCAUAUCUAUUGAUAUCACUUUACACAGGCCGUCGGAGGAUCCUUUCAAUACAAAUACCUGGCCAUUUCCCUUAAUCCGAGAGAAAGUCGAUGGCUCAUCCGAGACGCAAGUAGUGUGUUCAGGGCCAUACGAUGACAUCUUUAUUAAUAAAUUUGUUGAGGCCGGCGAGAGGUUUGUGAAGCGCGGAGCUGUGGGUAUCAUCACCAGUUGUGGUUUCCUAGCAAUGGCGCAGCCAGAGUGCGUUCACCAUUUCUCAAAUAAUGUCUGUCUAAUGCACUAA
Penicillium concentricum is the source of this 315-nucleotide messenger RNA. RefSeq lists its product as uncharacterized. The transcript has a single exon. Bases 1 to 315 code for a protein of 104 amino acids. The record is from RefSeq and is a predicted model, not a curated record. Lineage: Eukaryota; Fungi; Ascomycota; Eurotiomycetes; Eurotiales; Aspergillaceae.